This is a messenger RNA of Aedes albopictus (Asian tiger mosquito), 5635 nucleotides long. RefSeq lists its product as uncharacterized. The record is from RefSeq and is a predicted model, not a curated record. Gene Ontology annotation, molecular function: nucleic acid binding. Gene Ontology annotation, biological process: DNA integration. The transcript is spliced from 2 exons. Bases 1529 to 5107 code for a protein of 1192 amino acids. NCBI's taxonomy places the organism in Eukaryota, Metazoa, Arthropoda, Insecta, Diptera, Culicidae.
CUGAUUUGAUUCAAUCGCACACUUUUAUUUACGUUUUCGCACUUAUAAUAGCGCAGUUCGCAGUCCAGUAGUAAACUAAAUGCGGUAUAAAAAUAAUUUCGAAGAAGUGAAAAAGAAUAGUACGAAUCUACUUGUUAAUGCUGCUACUAUUACUAUUACUACUACUCCUACUACUACUACUACUAAUACUACAUUCAAAAGUGCAAUGAGUGAUCGUUGGCUUCCCAGUCUUGUUAGUAGUUAGAGGGUUAGUAUUGACUGGUAAUAAGCCCUGUCGGUCCCCCUAGCACUGCGCGUAAUCAACCGUUGUUAGAUCAUGCGACAGCGAUUAAGCGUAUGCUGGAGGCAUGACAAAUCAAGCGUUUAAAUUAAAGUAAUUAAAGCAAUGGUAUGAUUAUUCAGAUCCUAUUUUAGUUUAAUUUUGUAAAGAAAUUCUUUAAUUCAAAACCUAGUUACUUUCAAACACUAAUUACUAUUUCACUAAUUUUCGUUACUAUAUCUAAUUUAGCUAAUCUAUAAUUAUAAAAGACUAAAAUUGAAACUAUUUAAACACAUUUUCACUAUAUGACGACGCUUGAUAAGCCAUCGUCAAACCCAUCACUCUUGGACAGGGAUAUUAUCCUCAAUUAAUCCUGUAAUCGAAUUGUCCGCGUGGUCUUGUAGUACCCCUUCUAGGUAAGAAUCAGCCAUACAUAUUAAAUGCUAGACAUGACCCCAUGAAUAGCGUUUGCAUAUGUAAAAACUUUGCUGAUGUGACUUUCCUAUUAGGCAAUUCUCUCAUCUCAUGUCUUCAAAACCUUGUCUAGCAUAGAAAAUUGAAGGUAAUAAACAAUACAUUACUGUUAGAUAUUCCCGGUUGGGUUAAUUGGCAGAGUCCACACAGAGUUCAUUUGUAACCAACACGAACAAACUAUAAUUGUAUGUGCCAUAUAUGGGUAUAAAAGACAGCCUGAAUAAACCCAAUGAUCAGUUCUUAACAGUAACUUGAAAGUGUCUUUAUUUUCAUAUCGAAGAAACUACCUUAAUUAAAUAUAGUUCUAAGUUUUGAACAGUGGCGGCGAGAAAAAAAAAGAAUAAGAUUUUAAAUCUGUGCAGUGUUAGUGAUCGAGUCCGACCAGUGAUCAAGCCACCGGCUGCUUUGCGGCAUAUUGCGUGCUUCAAUUGUGCAAAAAAAAACUAUUGUUUCCAACGCCGAGUGUGAUGUGCAAAAGCCCGAUCAAGCGUAGGCAAACUGUAUACUGAAACGUAGUGGUACAAAAGUAGAUUAACUUAAGCAAACUUUACCUAAAUUUGUGGCUCAUUCGAAGCGGUAGUGGAAUUAGCAAUUUUGCAAAACCGUGUGCGAAAAACACUUAGGUGAUAAAGUUAAGCAGUGAGCAGUGCCGAGCGCGUACAAUUUGAGUACUCUGAUUCGAGUGGACCGGCAAGGACUCAGUAACCCAGGACUACACUAUUGAGUGGGUAUACUCAGAGAAAAGCGUAAGUUCAAUUUCCUCAUAUUUUGUCCCUUUCUUAUUUCACUCAGAGAAUGUCGGCUAUGGGAACGUUGGACCACUAUGUGGCGGGAACUCCUUUUACCAACUAUGUUGAGAGAUUGGAGAGUCUUAGCCGAUUUAACAAAUGGGAUGAAGAGAAUAAGAAAUGUGUUUUAAUAGCUCUUUCUGGUUCGGUCGUAUACGAUGAAUUAAAAUUAAUGUUUCCUGGUGUAGAACUGCAGACUUUGAGAUACGAUGACAUGAUUAAAAAGUUGAAAGAACGUUUCGACAAAGUCGAACCAGACAUGAUGCAGCGAUAUCGGUUCUACAACCGUUAUCAACGUCCCGAUGAAACAGCUGAAAGCUACAUUCUGGCUGUUAAGUUGCAAGCUGAGAAUUGUGACUUCAAAGAGUUUAAAGAAACCGCAAUUCGAGAUAGGCUUGUUAUGGGACUUUAUGACAAAGAGUUACAGAAAAAGUUGUUGAUGGAUGAGGAUUUGAGUUUAGCUGCGGUGGAGAAAAAGAUUAUUAGUAGUGAGGUAGCGGGAAACCAAGCAAACUCCAUUUUCGGGCCGGAGAGACGAGAUUCAUCUGAAAUCAGCUCAAUAAAGAAUCGAUUAGGAAAAAAAGAGUGGAAUAGGAACCCCAGAGAUUAUGAGAGAGAAGCCAGAGGUUACGAGAGAUCACCCAGAGAGUAUUACGGGCGGUCUAGAGAUCGCAGUCGGUACGUGAGUGAGAAAAAGCAAGUGAGCUUUCGUGAGAGAUCGACUUCGAAUAACAGAGAUGCUAAUCCGUAUGCAAAUGCUAUUUGCAACUUUUGCAAAAAGAAGGGCCAUUUGAGACGACAAUGCUAUUCCUAUCGUAACAACAACUCUGUUAGGUUUGUUGGAUCCGACUCGGGUUCAAAAACUGAAACAUCUUAUAGCUUUAAGCGCGACAAAGAGCACAGUGCAUCUGAGGUAGAAUCGGACGGUAUGGAGUGCUUGUUGAUAACCGCUGUAAACAAAAUCAAUGAGCCGUGCAUGGUUGAUGUUACGAUAGAAGGAAAACGAAUGCAAAUGGAAAUAGAUUCAGGAGCGGCGGUGUCGGUAAUUAGCGAUAUAGAUUAUUUAGACUUUUUUGGAAUGGUUCCGAUCAACACCUGUGAAAGACAAUUAGUGGUCGUGAAUGGCGAUCGCUUGCAUAUUGUAGGGGAAAUAAAAGUUAGAGUUGUCUUGAAUGGAACAGCGAGCUUCCAGAGAAUUAUUAUUUUGGAGUGUGAAAAACAUUUCACACCACUUAUCGGUCGGACAUGGCUUGAUUUCUAUUACCCGGAGUGGAGAACAGGCUUCAUGCAGAAAACUCCAGUCAAUAAAUUGAUGCAAAGUAGAGGUACAGAUGAAAUUGUGGAAAAUUUAAAGCAAAAAUAUUCAAAAAUUUUUAAUAAAGACUUUUCAGAACCGAUUAAGGGUUACGAAGGAGAGUUGCAGUUAAAAUAUGACCAACCGAUUUUUAAAAAAGCGUACACAGUUCCCUACAAACUGAAAGACAAAUUGGAUAAUCACCUCGAUAUGCUUGAGCAGCAAAAUAUAAUAACAGCCAUCAAAGCCAGUGAGUGGGCCUCACCGGUUAUCGUGGUCGUGAAAAAGGAUCAGGAUAUCCGCAUGGUGAUUGAUUGCAAGGUAUCUAUUAAUCGUGUUAUAGUACCGAAUACUUAUCCACUACCGCUAGCUCAGGAUAUUUUUGCUUCUCUGGCUGGGUGUACGGUUUUUUGCUGUUUGGAUUUGGCAGGUGCAUAUACACAGGUGCAACUCUCUGAGCGUUCUAGAAGGUUUAUGGUGAUAAAUACACCCAAAGGCUUAUAUACUUAUAAUCGGCUUCCACAAGGUGCAUCCAGCAGUGCAGCAAUAUUCCAACAAAUUAUGGAACAAAUUCUGCAUGGACUGGAGAACAUAAGUGUUUAUUUAGACGACGUCCUAAUUGCAGGAAAAGAUUUAGCUGACUGUUUGAAAAAUUUAGAAUCAGUUUUAGAACGCUUGACUAAGGCUAAUGUUAAAAUUAACUUUUCAAAAUGUAAGUUUUUUGUAAACAAGUUACCAUAUUUAGGUCACGUAGUGACGGACAAAGGUCUAAUGCCCUCCCCAGAAAAAUUGUCAACAAUCGAACAGGCUAAACCACCCAAGAAUAUUAGCGAGUUAAGGGCUUAUCUUGGCCUGAUAAAUUACUACCAUAAGUUUGUUCCUCACCUGUCAUCAAAGUUGAGCACAUUGCAUGCCUUGUUGAGUAAUGACAAACAGUUUGAAUGGACUGAUAAAUGCGAUACGGCAUUCAAUGCUAGUAAGAAUUCAUUGUUGGAAGCAAAUAUUUUGGAAUACUAUGACCCUAAUAAGCCACUUGUUGUAGUAUCUGACGCUAGUUCGUAUGGCUUGGGGGGAGUCUUAGCUCAUGAAGUCGAAGGAAAGGAAAAACCCAUUUGUUUCACUUCCUUUUCUCUUAACUCGGCACAAAAGAAGUACCCCAUACUACACCUUGAAGCCUUGGCGCUUGUAUGUACCAUAAAGAAAUUUCAUAAAUUUCUAUUUGGGCAAAAGUUCAAGGUUUUCACCGACCACAAGCCGUUACUGGGGAUUUUUGGCAAGUGUGGUGCCAACUCAGUGUUUGUGACAAGACUUCAGAGGUACAUUAUGGAGUUAUCUAUAUAUGACUUCGAGAUCGCAUACAGACCUUCAGCACAUAUGGGCAACGCGGAUUUUUGCUCGCGUUUUCCGUUGAGCCAAGUGGUUCCUAAAAGCUUGGACAGUGAGCAUAUUUUGAGCCUCAAUUUCUCUUAUUCCCUACCACUAGACUACAAGAAAAUUGCAGAAGCUACUUCAGCAGAUUCGCAUUUAGUGGAAAUCCGACGUUUCGUAGAAGAAGGUUGGCCAACAUCGCUGAAUGAACGAUUUAAAGCUAUGUAUUCAUUGAGAAUUGACCUUGAAGUUAUCGAGAACUGUGUUUUGUACCAAGGAAGAGUUGUUAUUCCUGUGAGUUUAAGAUCUAAAGUGCUAAAAAUGCUGCAUGCUAAUCACAUAGGCAUUAUAAAAAUGAAACAACUAGCUCGUGAAACUGUUUUUUGGCCAAGGGUAAAUAUGGACAUAGAGGAUUUUCUCAAUCGUUGUGAAGUCUGUAUAAAGUCAUCUCCAGCACCUUCGAAAUCGACAGAAAAUAAAUGGAUCCCUACAACUAGGCCAUUUAGUCGAAUACAUGCCGACUUUUUCUAUUUUGAUAGGAAAAUGUUCCUACUUAUUGUUGACAGCCAUUCGAAAUGGGUGGAAGUCGAAAUCAUGCUAAACGGAACGGAUGCUAAACGAGUAAUAGACAAAUUCAUGGCCGUAUUUGCAAGAUUUGGGCUUCCAGACGUGGUGGUCACAGACGGUGGACCUCCGUUUAAUUCAAAGGAAUUCACUUCAUUCCUAGUUAACCAUGGGAUAAAACCAUUAAAAAGCCCUCCUUACAACCCAAGUAGCAACGGACAAGCGGAACGACUUGUUAGAGUCGUCAAAGAUGCUUUGAAGAAGCAUCUACUGGAUCCGGAGUUAAGGCAUUUGGACAUGGAACGUUUUAUCGGCGCACCGAAACCAACUGAAACUUCUGAAAUCCACGAGAGGCUCUAAACUGCUAGUCCCGUCAAAACACUCACGGAAGCGCAGUAGUAGGGAGCUGAGUGAGGAAGAUGACACCUGCAUCGGUUUCGAGGAAGAACCUAAGGAUCGGUCAUUUAGCAAAUUCAUGGAUAAGCUAGAAAGAUCUGUCGGUUCAAACAAUCCCAAAAGACCGAAGCUCAGUCGAAGUCCAAUAAUAACAAGGAGUCGCUCGCGAACAUGUGAAGUGUAGAAUUUAUUAUUGAAAUACAUUGUUAGAAUUAAGUAUGAAUUUAUUAGCUUUAAGUAGGUAUCUAAACUGUAUUCUAAAGAGGGAAGGAUUGUUAGAUAUUCCCGGUUGGGUUAAUUGGCAGAGUCCACACAGAGUUCAUUUGUAACCAACACGAACAAACUAUAAUUGUAUGUGCCAUAUAUGGGUAUAAAAGACAGCCUGAAUAAACCCAAUGAUCAGUUCUUAACAGUAACUUGAAAGUGUCUUUAUUUUCAUAUCGAAGAAACUACCUUAAUUAAAUAUAGUUCUAAGUUUUGAACAAUUACAAG